Molecule: messenger RNA, 616 nt
Organism: Trichobilharzia regenti
Lineage: Eukaryota; Metazoa; Platyhelminthes; Trematoda; Strigeidida; Schistosomatidae
Source: the annotation of a GenBank genome assembly
GGCUGUUAGAAAUACUCUUUGUGACCCACCAGAAGAUACUGAUACUAUCUGAUAAUGAGAUAUCAUUAUUAUCUGAAGUCAAUUGGUGAAUGGUGACUAGCAGUGGAAUCCACGAUAAUGCGCAUUUCGUCCUGUUUGGUACUUGUCACCUCUGGAUGUAUCUGCAUUUCAUCCUGGACUGCACUGCUAGUCACCAUCCACGAGUAAUUGACUUCAAUUUACAUGACCAGACAUCGUUGAAGCAUUUGCACAAGGGGCCGACAUGUCAUCCUGAGACUGAGCACUUAGGGUCCAAUCAAUCGACAGGAAAAUCUAACAAAAUUGAAUUAAAUCACUAUUACUUGUUAAAAUUACAUAAUAAGAUGAAUAACUACUCACAAUCGAUGGGAGAUAAACACUGGAGGCGCAUUUCGUCCCAAUUAGGACUAAUCAUCAGCUAAGUAAACUUGCUCUCCAGUGGAAUGGCUGCCUUUACACAGACAGAAUAGCAUUCAGAAACCCAUAGGAAACUAAUCUAUUGAGUCUAAAAUCACACACUCAUAAAUGUAAUACCGGAGGUGAAUUGCAUGGCUUACCAGUGAACGUUUAGUAGAAGUGGUAUCUUUUUAUACGGCGG